Effrenium voratum is the source of this 1317-nucleotide messenger RNA. The record is from the annotation of a GenBank genome assembly. Lineage: Eukaryota; Dinophyceae; Suessiales; Symbiodiniaceae.
GCGUGGUCAAAGGGCAAUUGGCCACAAAUGCUACGAUUGGCACGGCCGCAAUGGAGGGCCUGCCGUGCGCUCCGAUGUGGAACGGCUGCCUUGUCCACGUCGCCCGAUCCGAAGCCAGGUUUCGUGGCUGCUUGGAAGGCUUGCCGCGGGGAGGAGCGAAAGCAACUAGCGGUGAUAUCUGUUGCAGGGGCUGCCCUGAACCUGGGCUUCGGUGUUGUGAUCCCAGCCUUGCCAGUUCUUUCACAAGAGUUGGGUUUUGGUGCAACAGGAGUGGGUCUGCUGCUUGCUGCGCCGAGUCUUGCCAGGGUGGUUUUCAACCUUCCAGCAGGUGCAUUAGUGGACAGCUUUGGGCGAGUUCCCUGCAUGAUCAUUGGCGAACUCUUUGCUGCCUUGGGCUGUUUGGGCACAGCCUUGGCUUUGUCGCUCAGUACCAUGCUGCCGAUAAGAUUCAUGGGUGGCAGUGGCGGAGCGCUUGCGUCUGCUGGUUCAGCAGCUUACUUGACAGACCUGACUGAGAGGCCACACCUGAAGCCAAUGCGCGGCACCAUUUUGGGCGCGCAGGGUGGGCUGAUAGCCGCUGCCUACGUGGUGGGGCCAGCGGUCGGCGGAGCCUUGACUCAUCUCUACGGGACUCAAGCAGCGUACUGCUCGGUGGCAGCACUCAUCGGGGUCUGUGGCGGGGCCUAUGCCACGCUUCCCGAAACCAGGCCCAAAGAGAAAGCGGGCUCCUUCCGUCUGGCUGGGGCUGCAAAGGACUGGCAAGAGUUGCUAAAGGAUCAUCGGCAGCAAGCCCUCUUUGCGGCGAACUUGGCUUUGUUCAUGAACUAUUCUGCGAUGGUGACAGUCAUGCCGUUGCAUGCCUAUCAUCUCUUUGGAAUGGGAGCUGGAGAAAUCGGAGCGUUGUUCUCCGUGGGUUCCGCAGUUGGCAUCGUGUUGGCUCCAGUUGUUGGGACGUUGUCGGAUAGAUACGGGCGUGUGCCUUUGGUGGCUCCAUCCGCAAUCCUGUGUGGCAUUGGCUGCCUGGGUGUUGCCAUGAGUCAAAGCUCGGAGCUGUUCUUCGCCUUCUACAUGAUAUGGUCGCUGGGAGAAGCAGCCUUGGCACCGCUGCUCAGUGCCUAUGCUGCAGACAUAGCUCCCAAGGAGCAUGUGGGCUCGGCCAUGUCGUUAAGUCGGCAGGCAGGUGAUUUGGUCUCAUUUGUAGCACCGCCUUUGCUCGGUUUCAUGUAUGAUACUUCUCCCGGACAUGCGGCCAUGUCCCUGACGAGUUUUAUGACAAUCUUAGGGGCUGCCACUUUCUGGAAGCGUACGCGGCAAUAG